Messenger RNA from Trypanosoma cruzi, 873 nucleotides. RefSeq names its product vacuolar assembly protein vps41, putative. Gene Ontology annotation, cellular component: late endosome; HOPS complex. The transcript has a single exon. The annotation marks the transcript as partial. Gene Ontology annotation, biological process: macroautophagy; endosomal vesicle fusion; protein targeting to vacuole. Gene Ontology annotation, molecular function: protein binding. The record is from RefSeq and is a predicted model, not a curated record. Lineage: Eukaryota; Euglenozoa; Kinetoplastea; Trypanosomatida; Trypanosomatidae.
AUGGACUUACAUGAUCCUUCUGAGGAAAUAAAUCAGCAGAGCGAAGGCGAGGAUGACAAAGGGUACGAGGAGGUGAUUGAGGAGGUGGAGGUGGAAGAGGAGUCAUAUAUUAGUGGGUCGUACGAAGAAGCAUACGAUGAGGAAAUGACCGAUGACGAGGAGGAGGAGGAACAGAAGGAAGACCAGGAGAAUCUUCUCUCAUUUUCAACAUUUCCGCUGGAAGCGUUACGCGGCCAGCACAUUAUGGUGGCGGUGGCGUUCAAUCGGUUCAUUGUUAUUGGCACCAAUCGUGGUGUGGUGGCAUUGGUGGAGGGGUCUGGUGUGGUGCUUCGCAUGCUCAACAAUCACAUCGACCCCAUUAGUGACGUGAGCUGCGACAUUAUGGAGGAGCAUGUGGGUUCCUCCGACAAGGCGGGUGUUGUUACUGUGCAGAACCUGAGUGACGAGCAAGAUUUUUAUCGAAGGGAGUUUGAUGUUCCAAUUUAUUCAAUGGCACUUCAUCCAAAAUACAGCCGCAGUGAAGAUCGAGCCAUUCUUUUGGGUGGCGGUGAUAAAGUGAUGCUCAUUACAAAAACGAGAAUUUUAGGCCACCGAAAAAUCACCAUUUUGCAGGAGCGGCGUGGAAAGGUGUACGCGGUACGCUGGUGUGGCCCCGAGUUGAUUGCCUGGGCAAAUGAUCGUGGUGUGCAGCUCUAUAGCUAUACUGGACGGGCGAUGGUGCAUUUUGUAUCUAGACCCGUGGACUCAUCAAGACUGGAGUUUUACCGCUGCUCCCUCGUGUGGGAGGCCCCUCGUACACUUACCUGUGGAUGGGGAGACUGGGUUCAGGUGCUUCACGUCUACGAGCUACGGAUGGAGGAACCGGUUGAGAUG